AUGCCAAGGGUGAAAAUAGAUUACGUUGUUAGUUUUAGCAGUGAAGACUCCGAUAACCCUGCUAGCAACCUUCUCUCUUGGGGCGUGAACAAACGUAAAUGGCUCUGCAAGAAAGGAGAGCCUUCCUGUUCCAUUGUCCUCCAACUGUCUAAAGCAAUCCAGAUCCAAUCUAUUCAUAUCGGAGCAUAUCAUAGUGCACUAGUCGAAGUUUUAGUUGGACUCUCUGAGAAACCAAGUGAUCCAUUUGAGGUAUUAAUUCCGAGCUGCGUGUUUGUCCCGGCAAGUGAGUCGCGCCGCGAGGAACGAGUAGAGCGCGUGCGGAAUUUUACAGGCGAGCAGCUAACGAGCGCACGCGAAUGCCGUUGGAACCGGAUACGCGUUGUUUGCUCGCAGCCAUACAACAAACAUUGUAAGUAUGGAGUGUCGUUCAUCCACAUAUUUUCGUCCGAGACUGACAGCACUGAGUCCGAGCUCGGCGACUUUACUGCGCGUAGCGGAAUAUUGGCUUCCCAAACUAGCUCAUCCGAUGAGGAGGAAUUUCGACCAGGAGAAUUGUUUGCCAAACAUCGCGCCUACACCAAUACUGCUGAGACUGAAAUACAAAUAAAACAAGCCACUUGUUCAAACAAUGUUCAAGAAUCCCGUACUAAGCUGACUAAAGCUCUUUUUAGUAAAAAGAAAGACUGUAACGAUAUAAAGAAGAGAUCACAUGGAGAAGCAACACACCUAAGACGGGAUAGAGAUGAAUUGCUCUAUGUAGAAGAUGAGGAAGGACCCCAUUUAAAGAUUGACAAUGUUGUGCAAAAACCUAGCAGCAUUGUUGGUGCCAAUGGUAUCAAUGUUUUUAAUGAUGGAAGGAAAAGCGACACGACUAACGAUCACACGAAGGAAAAUUCACUUGAUAUUACUAACAAAAAUCGUAAGAGGAAAAAGACAAAUGACGAGACAGUUGGAAUCGAAACGAAACAGAUCAGGCAAUUAGAGCGAGGUGAACCGUCUAAACGUAGAAAAGUUGAGAAUAGUGAUGCGAUGACAGAAGAAGCGCGAACAGGUCGCGACGAGCUGCGCGCGGUGCUGCGCGGAGUCGUGUUCGCGUUGAGCGGUUACGUGAACCCGCGUCGCGCCGCGCUACGCGACGCGGCGGUAAGGCUCGGCGCGCGUUACGUGCCCGACUACACGGCGCAGUGCACGCACCUCGUUUGCGCCUUUCCGAACACGCCGAAGCUGCGAGCGGUGCGCGAGUCGGGCACCCCGUGCCGCGUAGUGCUCGGCGAAUGGAUCGACGCGUGCGAGCGAGAGCGGCGCCGCCUGCCCUGGCACCAAUACGCCACGGAACCGUCUCGGAGCUCGGCCGCUCUCGCCUCUCCGGAACCCUGUGAGCCUUCAGACGUGGACACCGAGGACGAGAUCGAGGAGGUGCGCGCACAGCUGUCCCGCGACGAGGACGGAGAUGCCACGGAGCCCGAAACGGAGUCGCGCGUCGGCUACGAUGACGUCGUACGACCGAGUAAGACAUUGAACGACUUCCUAUCGGGAUGCGCUUGUCUAAUACAAGGAGCUUCGCCCUUGUCACAUCGCCGUGCCCUCGUCGAGCGGUAUUUACGAGCAUACGGCGCCAUCGUCCUCCCGGAGGCAGCAGUGGAGGCAUGCGGCGAUGUGCAGUACGUGAUAUGUAUGACCGACGAAGACUGCGAAACGCCCACGGGGGCCCGAAAGGUGCGACCGGCUUGGGUAUGGCGCGCCCACGAGCGGCGGUCGAUACCGGACGAUCCGCGUCUCUACAUCACCUAG
Leptosia nina is the source of this 1791-nucleotide messenger RNA. NCBI's taxonomy places the organism in Eukaryota, Metazoa, Arthropoda, Insecta, Lepidoptera, Pieridae. The record is from the annotation of a GenBank genome assembly.